AAAAGUUUAGGGUUUCUAGAGAGAGAGAGAGAGAGAGAGAGAGAGAACGAACGAACUAACGAUGGCGAUGGCUUCUUGUGAAUUCGGCGACGUUGUGGCUUCUUGUGUCGGAGUAGGUGAAUUAGGCGACGUUGAGCGCAAUCGACCAGUUGGAGUAGGUGGAGCCGUCUGGUACGACGGAGAUCCCGCCAGCUGUCAUGUUCCUAGUCACUUGAAACUAUUGGUGGAAUAUGCCGAAACUGCUGUUGAUGUCUACAACAAAACACAUCUGAAGAAAUACUGUUUUGUGGAGCUGCUGUUUGCAACCAUAUCAAUGUAUGCAGGCGGUACGUCGGAUAUUAUUUUUACCGUUAAGCCUGAGCCUGAGGAGGAGGAGGAUGCUGUUGAUAAGAAAACCCGAACUGUUCGAGCUCGGGUUUCCGUCACAUGUCAUUAUGUAUAUGCAGUGGGUUUUGAAUUUGUCCCUGGUGAUGACUGGAAAGCCUUCCAUAUGCAUAAUCCAUUUUGUAUUGAGAAACUGGAGAAUAAUUCAACGAAAAACAUUCCGGCGAAGAAAUCGCUAGAUUGCUCUGUCUUGUACGACGGAGAUUCGACCCACUGUGAUGAAAAAUCAAUGAAUGUCCUCAGAGAAUGUGCCACAUUAGCUAUUGAUGUCUACAACAAAACACAUGAAAUCAAAUAUAAUUUGCUGGACAUGGUGAAUGCAAGUGGGGAUUUAUCCACAUGCUCUAUGGUGGAUUUAAUGUUUACAGCUAUGGCAGUGCACCAAAUAGACGAAGAUGAUAAGUAUCCCAAAACCUUUACAACACGGGUUUCCAUUACAGAUAACUAUGUGGAGUUUGUUGAACUUGUCCCUCCUGAAGCCCACCUGCUCUAGGUGAUUACAGCCACCGGGAUAUAAAUAUAUAUAACAUAUGCCUAUGGAAUAUUAAGUUGUUAAUUUUCAUGUAACUCGGGUUGUGAACUGAUUUUAUUUGUUUAUUUGUGAAAAAUGUGAUGCCUGGAAGGCAGGAACAAUGCUCUAAUCAUUAUGUAUUUUGACAAUUUGCUUGCUACUGCUAGAUUAUGGUGUUUGUUGUCCAAGUUAUA
This is a messenger RNA of Erythranthe guttata (spotted monkey flower), 1089 nucleotides long. The record is from RefSeq and is a predicted model, not a curated record. NCBI's taxonomy places the organism in Eukaryota, Viridiplantae, Streptophyta, Magnoliopsida, Lamiales, Phrymaceae.